Messenger RNA from Arachis duranensis, 1779 nucleotides. RefSeq lists its product as uncharacterized. NCBI's taxonomy places the organism in Eukaryota, Viridiplantae, Streptophyta, Magnoliopsida, Fabales, Fabaceae. The transcript has 2 exons. Bases 1 to 1779 code for a protein of 592 amino acids. The record is from RefSeq and is a predicted model, not a curated record. Gene Ontology annotation, molecular function: protein dimerization activity.
AUGAAACGACAAACAUCAGAGGAAAUUAAGAAUAAUCAAUGUAGACUUGGAGCAUCUAUUGAUUGUAUUAGAUGGUUGACUUUUCAAGGUUGCGCUUAUAGAGGCCAUGAUGAAAGAUCGAGUUCAGAUAAUCGAGGUAACUUUAUUAAAUUGUUAAAGUUUUUGGGUUCUUACAAUAGUAGUGUUCAGAAUCUUGUUUUGAAAAAUUCUCCUAGAUUUGCUAAAUAUACUUCAAGUGAUGUUCAGAAAGAAAUUCUACAUGUUCUUGCUACAAUGCUCGUGAUGAAUCUAAAAAAAGAGCAAAUGACUAUUGUUUUGAGAUUUGUUGAUGUGGAUGGUUUUGUUCGUGAACGCUUCUUUGAUCUUGUACAUGUUAGUGAUACUAGUGCCUUGACUUUGAAAAAAGAGUUGGUGUCUGUGCUUUCUAUUUAUAAUCUCCAAAUUGAAAAUAUUCGAGGUCAGGGGUAUGAUGGUGCUAGCAAUAUGAGAGGGGAAUGGAAUGGUUUACAAGCUUUAUUUCUCAAUGAUUGCCGACAAGUAUAUUAUGUCCAUUGUUUUGCUCAUAGAUUGCAGUUAGCACUAGUGGCUGCUUCAAGGGAAGUACUUCAAAUUCAUGAGUUUUUCACACAAUUGACUGCUAUUGUCAAUAUUGUUGGUGCAUCUUGCAAACGACAUGAUCAACUACAAGAAGCUCAAGAAAUUGAAAAUGCAAAAUUGGUUGCCAAUGAUGAGCUAAAAACAGGUCAAGGUGCAAAUCAAAUGGGCACUUUACAAAGAGCUAGAGAUACAAGAUGGAGUUCUCACUUUCAUUCUGUUUGUAGCUUGAUAAGAAUAUUUGCAGCUACUCAAACCGUUCUUAAUAACAUUAUUGAUGAUGGUACAACUUUUGUUCAAAGAGGUAAGGCUUAUGGUGUCAACAAAGUGCUAUCCUCGUUUGAAUUUGUUUUUUCGUUACAUUUGAUGAAGGAAAUUAUGGGAAUUACUAAUAUUUUGUGCCAAGUAUUACAACAAAAAUCUCAAGAUAUUUUGAAUGCAAUACAUGUUGUUUCCGCAUCAAAAUUACUUCUUCAAAAGUUGAGGGAUAAUGAUUGGUGCAAUUUACUUGAGAUUGUUAAGAAAUUUUGUGAGAAACAUGAAAUUGACAUCCCUGAUAUGAGUACACAAUAUACGGUUGGAAGAGAUCGAUCUCGUCAAUCAAAGAUAACAAUCGAGCAUUAUUAUCGAGUUGAUGUGUUUUUGGCAACAAUUGACUCUCAAAUUCAAGAGUUAAAUAGUAGAUUCAAUGAGAAAACUAUGGAGCUUUUGACUUUAAGUACUGCUUUGGACCCUAAAGACAAUUUUAAGUUGUUUAAUAUUCAGAAUAUAUGCAAGUUAGCUGAAAAUUUUUAUCCUUCAGAUUUUUCUGAUCAUGAAAUGAUUCUCUUGAAUGCUCAAUUGCAACAUUAUGCAUUUGAUAUAUCGAAUCAUCUAAAAGAAAUUGGGACACUUUCUAAGUUAUGUCAAAGAUUGAAGGAAACAGGAAAAUCAAGAACUUAUCAUUUAGUUGAUAGACUGAUUCGCAAUGUCUUGACUCUUCUAGUAUCUACAGCAACAAUAGAAAGAGCUUUCUCGGCAAUGAAAAUUGUUAAAACAAGACUUCGGAGUAAAAUGGCAGACGAAUUUCUUACAGAUAAUUUAGUCAUUUACAUUGAGAAAGAAAUUGCAGCUACUUUCAGUACAGAUUCAAUAAUAGAUGACUUUGAAUCAAGAAAAAAACGUCGAGCUCAAUUGUCUAUGUAA